ACAUUCACAUUCACGAUUGUCGUGAUUCGCCCGUUGCGUUCGCGGCAACCACUUGCUCGUUCGCAAUCCCUCCAUCUCCACGUGCUUGCACCUACACUGGUGUCUGUGCCGAACGUUGGACGCCUGUCGCCCUCAUUGCCAUCGCUUCACACACGGUCACGCUAUUCAAGGCACGAGGCAAGGCUCUCAGCCAACACGGCUUCAAGUGCGGUAUACCAAAGGACCAAGCUGAUCAACACAGACAGUGGUGCGGAUCAGGGCUUCAAGGUAGACAUUUGCUACAAGCACCAUUGUUUGCUCGACCAAUCGACCCUUCUAGUGCACAUCCACAACCACAGUGCACAAAAUGUCCAGACCUGCUGGAAAGGCUCCAAGAGCGCUAAACACUACCGACCUCGUCCUCGGCAGCUUUUCCAAUGUACCUCCAAACGAGACAUUGAAUCAUGCCAUUCGAUACUUGGGAACCUGGUCUGGGUUCGACAAGGCAAUGAUGGUCACGCAGUAUGGUAGCAAGCUCGUCGUGGCUUUCUUGUCUUUGCAGCACGUACUCAGAGUCAGACUAGCUGGAGCAAAGACCUUUCACGCAGAGCAUGGCGGGAGUAGCGUGGCUAAGCGCAUCACCAGAUUGGGCGGGCUUAUCAGCGACGCCAGAACUCUCUAUCGAAUUUGGGGCAUCCUGCCGAUGAUUCAGUGGAUGAUUUCAAUCGAGCGCAAUCCUCCUCCCACACGUUUGCUGCACAACAUUGAGCGCAUUCAAGGCUGGUCCAUGCUUCUGUACUGCCCGUUGGAAGCGAUCUGCUACCUAGCAUCUCACUCUAUCAUCCCAGUCUCUGCGCACGCUCAAGGUCGAAUGAUGCUUCUCUCUGUGCGAGCAUGGGCGGUCUACGUCAUGCUUCAGCUGCUGCAUUUGGUAGAGGACAAUCGUCUGCUCAGACUGAGGGCUAGAGCUUUGGAAAGGAGCAGAGGUCACCCCACUCCGGCUAGAACUCCAAGCACAGAAAAGAACGUGCAGUUGGGCGACGAGCAGGAACAGACGAGGCAAUUGUGGAAAGAGCUGGACGCCAGGAAAGAAGCGAUAUUGAACCAGCUCUGGGUCAAUUUGGGCUACUUGCCCCUCACUCUGCAUUGGUCCGUUCCUGGAGGUCUCAUCUCCGACGCGUGGGUCGGUCUGUUCGGCACUGUUGCAGCGUCUGCUGGACUCAAAGCAGGCUGGCGAGCUACGGCCAAGUGAUGCCUCGUUCGACACGCUGGCCCAUGGAUCGGCGCAGCUUGACCACGCUGAAGAAAGAGACCCUUGCUUCUCUGCUCGGAAUGCGAUCAACGUUAGCUCGACCAUCGCUCAUACUGUAUGCGCGCCACAAGUAUGCGUCAAAUUUCAUCUUGCUUGCUCGUCUA
This is a messenger RNA of Ceraceosorus guamensis, 1395 nucleotides long. RefSeq lists its product as hypothetical. Gene Ontology annotation, cellular component: peroxisomal membrane. NCBI's taxonomy places the organism in Eukaryota, Fungi, Basidiomycota, Exobasidiomycetes, Ceraceosorales, Ceraceosoraceae. Gene Ontology annotation, biological process: peroxisome fission. The coding region runs from base 347 to 1231 and encodes 294 amino acids. The transcript has 4 exons. The record is from RefSeq and is a predicted model, not a curated record.